Molecule: messenger RNA, 1784 nt
Organism: Raphanus sativus (radish)
Lineage: Eukaryota; Viridiplantae; Streptophyta; Magnoliopsida; Brassicales; Brassicaceae
Exons: 1
Coding region: 461-997 (178 amino acids)
Source: RefSeq, a predicted model, not a curated record
ACUGAUUGUAGAGUAGUGACAGUAGAAAAGAAAAAACAGUGUUUACUCUGAGUCUCUGACAUAAUGAAUUUGGAAUCAACUUUGUUGAUGCGCAGGGAGGGUUUACGUGGGAGAUCACUGAGGAAGCUACCGUUUUUAGCACACGCAGCGCUUGCAGAUCCCAAAACAGUCAUGAUCCAAGUAAGUUCUUGUGUACAAUACAGCUUAGAGAGAGAGAGAGAGAGAGAGAGAGAGGUCUGAACAGCCUGAAUGACCAUUUUUUUUGGUGAGGUCAUAAACAAAUAACAGUGUGGAGAUGGUUUAUUGAGAAUUAUUGAUUCUGCUUUUUAAAACUUUGAAUGCGCCUUCAUAAGUUGUUCCAACACUUCCCCCUACAUAAGAUAAUGUUAUUAUAAAGGAUGGAACACUGAACAAAAGUCAUCUCAUCUGAAAAUCUAAAGGGUAGAAAGAAAAAAACAAGAUGAGACAGACAGAAGUUAGUAGAUUCGGAAGGCUGACGUUUCGCCUUAAUAUUUGCUUCGAUCACAGAAAGUCUCCCAAAUGGAGAAGAAAACAGAUGAGGAAGAGACUAGAGGCUAAAGAUGAAAACGAAGAAGAAGUCAAGAAGAGAGUAGAGAUGAUGAAAGCAGCCGCACAGGCUUGGCUCAGCCGCUCACAGAACUCAGAAAGCAAUGUUCUGGAGUUCGAGGAGGCGCGAAGAAAGCAAGCUUUCGUCAGAGGUAAACCUUCACGUUUCAAAAUGGAGGAGGCAUUGUUGUCUACUGCAACAAAGAAGCAUCCUCAUCCCUCGUUCUUGGUGUGGGAAUACGGACAAUCUUUGUGGGAUCCGUACGAGAUUCUUUCCGUCUAUAAGAAACUGGAACGCGCACUCACGUUAGAAGAAUAUAAUUUCUCUGCGGAUAAUGCCAUCAAGAAGAAGAAGAACAGGGACAGCAGAAACAGCCUUAAGAGUUUGCGUACUAGUUCGUCUUCGAGGAGAUUUUUAACAAACUCAUGAUUCUAUUACUCCAAAAAAAGCGAGUUCAGUACGAGUGUCUUUUAUUUCCUCAUUUGUUUGCCAACAUUUGCAGGUGAGAUUGCUUUUGAAACUUUAAUUGAGCAUAAAUGGUAAAUUAAUACGUUCAAAAAACAAAAAUGUAAAUACGUAAUAGGCCUGGGCAUCCGGGUCUUCGGGUCGGGUUCGGGUCGGGUUUUGUCGGGUCCGGGUCUUUCGGAUCCUCGGAAUUUAGACCCAUAUGGGUAUUUAUAAUUUUCGGAUCGGUUCAGGGUCGGGUCUUGUCGGGUAAAGGUCGGUUCGGGUCUAGAAUUUCAGUACCCGUAAAACACCUAUAAUAUUCGGGUAUUGUUCGGAUCCGGGUCGGUUCGGGUAUAUAAAACCCCAAAAAACUCGAAAUACCCAAACUAGACCGAAAACUCGAAAAGUACCCGAAAAACCGUAAAAGUACCUGAAUAUUUACCUAAAAUCAGACCUGAAAACUAAAAAAAUAUCUGAAUACCCAAAUUAUAUUUUCUGAAAAUCUAAAAUUACACUCGAAAUUUGAAAUUAUACCCGAAGAUACGAACCUAAAACUUAAAAAAAAAUUAGAAAUACCAAAAAUAUACCCAAUCACCCAAAUAUACAUAAUAUAUAAAAUAAAUCUCGGGUAUUUCGGGUAUCCGAUCGGGUCUCGGUUCGGGUCCGGGUCUUACCCGAGACCCGCGGAUCCAAAAUAAAAAGACCCAUAUAAGUACUUAUAAUUCUUCGGGUCGGUUCCGGGUCGGAUAUUUUCGGGUCGGUUCCGGGU